Messenger RNA from Gossypium arboreum, 1942 nucleotides. RefSeq lists its product as uncharacterized. The transcript is spliced from 2 exons. The record is from RefSeq and is a predicted model, not a curated record. The coding region runs from base 162 to 1325 and encodes 387 amino acids. NCBI's taxonomy places the organism in Eukaryota, Viridiplantae, Streptophyta, Magnoliopsida, Malvales, Malvaceae.
CAAAGCGAAUCUUCAAACUUCAAACUAUUCAAAUGCCAGCGCUGCUUUGUUGAAUUGAAAAUGUCACAUCUCUUGUACAUUAUAAAUUCCCAAUCCAUCAAACAGAUUGCAUAGCAGCAGAUCAACAAGUGGCCGCAAAUACAAACAGUAAUCUUCGAAAGAUGUAUGUAACCAGGCCUCUUUCUAUGUAUAAACAGUUCCCUUCAUCACUUUCGUUACCACCUCCCGAGGGUCCCAACUCCGGCAUACUGGUAAUCCUCGACGAAGAAGCCGAGCCAACUUGUUGUUUCGGAUUGUGCAAAAGCCACGAGCUAGACGACUUGCCUUUCCCUCAAAACAAGAAGAUCGAGCUUCAAUAUACAACCGGAACUUCAGGCGAAAAUCGACACGUUCAUUGUAACGACGUCUUCUUCAUUCCCGUUCUCGGUCAGCCAUUGUCCUCCAAUCGUUACUACGCUUUACAACCUCGAGGAAGCCAUAAAGGUGAAGCAUUCACAAAUUCAUCAGAGGAAGAUGCAGUCACUUGCUGUUUCUGCCGGUGUUUUCCCGAAAUUGAACCACAGUCUGCCGAUGAACAUGAUAUAUAUCAACAAUUUGAGAUCCGCCCAACGAACUGGGGUGGUCGCUUUGUUGCCAAAUCAGUAGCCCAAGAUGGGGUGCCUCCAGGAUUCUUGGGAAGAAAAGGUUGGCGGGCGUUCACCUCAACUCCUCGUUGUUUCACCUUGGGUGAAGCACCAGGGCUCGACACUGCCCUCCGAGCUCGGCUCCCACACUUCGAUUUCCCCUUGUCUUGCAAGAAUUCUGAACCUGUUGUUGUCGGGAAAUGGUACUGCCCUUUCAUUUUCAUCAAAGAUGGAAGACCAAAAGAUCAAAUGACUAGAUCAAUGUAUUACGAAAUGACACUUGAGCAAAGAUGGGAACAACUUUUUGCCUACAACAAUGACUAUAACGAAGACAAUGUAGUAGUUGUUGACACGACGGUUGAAAAAGAAGUGGUUAAAGUUAACGGGACAAUGGAGAUUUCGGUAGACGAUCAGGAAACGGUCGACAGAGUGAUGUGGUUCCGCAAAGGAGGUUUGGGUCUUGGGCUAAGUUUGUCCAUUGUUGAGAGAAUGAAGUGGGAAGAAGAAAGGUUUGGGUGGAGUGGUGGGAAGGAAAGGCAAGAAAGGGUUAAAAGGGUGGAGAAAAUGGAAACAAAUGGUGAGUGGAAUCGAUUUGGGUGGUAUGUGUUGGUGGAGAGGUUUGCAUUGAGAAGAAUGGAUGGGAGUUUAGCAUUGACAUAUGAUUUCAAGCAUACUCAAUCUGUUAGAAACAAAUGGGAAUGAUUAUUUAUGUUAUCCUUUUGCAAUGGGUGAAUUUUUAUAGAAGAUUCUUUUACUAUUCUUUUGUAUUUAGGCAAGAACAUAACCUAGUUCUUUUUGCAACCCAGUCAGCCACCUUGUUACAAGCUCUAGAAGUGAAACAAAAAGAAAAAUCUAGAGAUUCAACAACACUAAAAAUUUCCAUCUCCACAGUUUUGCUCCUCAGAAGUUGCAUCCCGAUUUAAGAGAAAAAAAAAAUCAGAUUUUAAAGAAGACCCAAACCAUUGAUGUUUAGCAAUGAUAGAAGCAUCGAGUCGAACAGCAAGGGCUUCCGCCACACGAGAUGAUGAAGCAUAUACUCUAGCAUUUUCGCUAUCCAAAACUUCCCCUAGGUUGUUUCUUGCGAGCACAGCAAUACCAGCUAUAUUACUGCCUUCAUUCCAUGACGCAUCACAGUUAAUCUUUACCGUAUUACCAUUCGGUCUGAUCCACCUUGAGGCAGGAAUGAUAGUUGGAGGGUUAUUAUUCAAUUUCGUUCCCAUUACCGUUGAAUACCAUACGCCAUUUGCCUUUUAUUUUGUUUUGGCUAAGUCAAAUUUCUGUUGUUUUUUAUAUAAAAAUUCAUUAUAAUCAUUGAAAAA